This is a messenger RNA of Linum tenue, 4407 nucleotides long. The record is from the annotation of a GenBank genome assembly. NCBI's taxonomy places the organism in Eukaryota, Viridiplantae, Streptophyta, Magnoliopsida, Malpighiales, Linaceae.
GUCUUGUCCGUUUCACAGCUUUCAUUUUGAGUACUCGCCCGUGCUUACACACAGAUUUGCUUCUUCCAAUCCCCGCGCCCCUCUUUCUCGUCCUUCUUCAUACCUUCUUGUCCAUUUCCGUUUGGCCUCAACAACUCCCAAUUCCUGCUUUCCCUCCCUCCAUGGUGCUUCCCACUUGCUAACCCUCUGCUUCAGCUCAGCUGCUUCUUGAAGAUCGGUGUAAGCUCAAACGUGCCAAUCAUGGAGUCCUCUAACUCUAAGAAUCAUCAUGUGGAAAAAUCGCCUCUUCUCAAAGAGGUUGCUGAUUUGGAGACACAGUUUCUGGGGAUGAUCCACUCAUCCAAGGUUUUAUGGCAUUCCGAGGUUCAACUCCAGUAUAAAAAAAUAUGUUCUUGUUAUGAGAAGCUUCUUGUUCUUGGUGAUCACAAGCUGGAAGAGCUUCAAGAUGUUGAGUACUCUCUAUGGAAGCUCCACUACCGCCUUAUUGACGAGUUUCGCAAGAGAUUGAGACGAAUUCCUGAUAAUGGAGAACCUACUGCUGAAUCUGUUGAUGGGUUCAAGUCAUUUCUAUCGGUAGCAAGUUUAUAUUACCAGAAUUUGAUUCUUAACCUUAGGAAAAACUAUGGCCUCCAGGAGAGCUUUACUUUAGGUAGUAGAAAUGGUGGAAUGCAGGACAAGAAGCUUCAGUUCUUGUGGCAUCGGUUUCUAGUUUGUCUAGGGGAUCUUGCUAGAUACAAAGAACAGCAAUGCAAGAAAUCUGGUCAACCGAACUGGUCCGUUCCAGCUAGCCAAUACUUGCAAGCUACAAUGGUUUGGCCUUUCAAUGGCAACCCUCACAAUCAGUUGGCAGUGUUGGCUACAUAUGUUGGAGAUGAGUUCCUAGCUUUGUACCAUUGCAUAAGGAGCUUAGCUGUUAAAGAACCUUUCCCUGAUGCAUGGAAUAACCUUCUCUUACUAUGUGAAGAAAACAGGUCAUCUCCAUUAGCUUCCAUUUCUAGUGAUGCAGAUUUUGAUUUCUUGAAACAAGCAUCUAGUGGCCAAAUGACAUCAGAUUGCAAAGUCAUGAAAGAACAAGAGGAGGAAUCCAGUAAUGGAGCGAAUUUGUGGGUUCUUAUUAUUAGAGUCAUAAGCUUCUUCCUUAUCGAUUCCAGGUACUUAUUGAUUGGAAUAUUCCUACAAAUUGGUGUUUCCUAAUCAAUCUGCAUACAGUCAAAUUUCUAAAUCCAUGUGUACAUAUUUCUGAGGUAGUUUGGAGGAGUUUCCUAGUACUUUUGCAUCUACCAUCAAGGAGCUGGAAACAUUACUCUCGUUAGAUGAUACUAAGCUGAAAGCUACCAUGGAAUCCUAUCACUAUAUGGAUUCAACUAGAAAGGAACCUUUCCGAACACUUCAAGUCGUGUGCAUACUCAUCUUUGUGAUUGAGCAUCUCAAAAACAGAAAGGAAGAAGUUAAGGAGUCAAUGCAAUGGGCAUUGACUUCUGCAUUCAUGAUAAUGGGACGCCUCGUGGACAGAUGCUCGAAGGCCACGCCGUCAUCCUCGUGCACCCUGUCACCAGCUGUACUCAUUUUUAUCGAGUGGUUAGAAACCACCUUUGGGGACGUUGAAAAAUAUGGCUCGGAUGAUAGGACCACUGUGACCAUAGCCAUAUCUUACUUCUUCAGCUCUUUGCACGAGCUACUGAAGAAGCUGGAUGCUGAAAAGAAUGAAGGUGAUGAGUGUGAAUUCAAUCGUCCUCUGUGGGAAGACCAAGAGUUGAGAGGGUUUGCGCCUAUAGCUCCUUCUUGUGCUGCAUUAGAUUUUUUCUCAACUCAUCAUCAAGGCCCGGCAGACAGUUUUGAGAGUGGGAAACGAAUCCGUGCUUGUAGAAUAAUCAAUGCUGCCAAGAAGAUUUCUGAGAGAUCUAAUGGUGACCAGAACUGGUUCACCUAUGACUCUUGUAGGCAGACAAUUGAUGCAGAAGAAGGUAUAGCAUCAGUUGCUAGCACAGACAAUGGCACAGCUGUGACGGAUGAGAAAUCAAGUAACCAUAGGGCAAAUGGGAAAUCUGCGGCUGGCUUUUUAGAUGAGGAAGAAGUCAUUCUUUUCAAGCCUCUCACUAGACAUAACUCUGAACCUAUAUACAAGAGCUCGAGCGACAGUUUCGAAGAUCCCAUGUCGCCUUCAAGGGAAGCUGGGAACCAGGCAGUAGCUGCUGAUGAGUGUUUGAGACGUGCAACUUCCCUACUGAUGGCACAAUAUCAGGCACAAGGUGAUAACAACAACAAUGGGUUGCCUUUCCAUUCAGACCUCACCAAUUUCAGGCGAAACAACAACUUCCAGCAGCCUAUGAAUGACACACUUACCAGCAUGUUUUCAGAGCCUUCCAUCUCCCCUUCGUUUGGCUCCACCAUUGCAGCAGGUCCCCCCUCACUCAAUGCUUGGGUCUCACCUUCCUCGUUCAGCCACGAGAAAGCAAGAGGGAAAACUGUCAAGCAAACUUUAGCACCCAUUGAAGAAGCAGUUGCAGCAUCUUCAUCAUUGCGCGAGCUCUCUCUCAGUGAACCAGAGGAAAAUACUGCCACCAUCUCAGGCCAUUCGCCUUACUCAUCCCCACUUCCUUCAGCACCAUUUCUGCCUGAUGAUGAUGGUGCCACCUGGCUUAGAAAUGGUAACAUUCCAAUGCUGCCACCGCCUCAUUUCUCGGAUCAUCAGCAAACAUCAGCUGGCUUCUCGAAUUGGAAUGGUCCUCCUUAUGAUUACACUUACUAUCCUCCUGGAUUCACAUACCCACCACCACAACAACAGCGUAGAAUGACUUCUGCCGAGUGGCUGAGGCAAUACAGGGAGAACAACCCUAGGGCCAAUGAUCAUAUGUGGCAGCCCCCGAGUUAUGCUAGUCACGUUAGUCCUGACCAGCAAUGGGGGAUUCCACCGCCAUUGGUUUAUGACCACCCGCCAUUGAUGAUGCAGAUGGGGUUCCCUCAAGUUCAUGGUUACUUACCAAGCAGGCAGGGGUUGUACGGGGAGAGUCCUUCGUUGAAUGAACCGGAACCACUGUUACAGUAUCUUAAGGAGAAAGAGUGGCUGAUCCACCAUAAAGAUUCAAACUUUAGAGGACCCUCGUUCAUGGGUAGCUAGAGCUAAAUACUUCACCUGAAUUCGAGUAAAUUUGUGUCAAUGAGGUCUUAGUUGUUAGUUGGUAACUGAAAGAUUAUGUACGUACGUAUUCAUGUAUGUAUCUAUGUAUAUCAUCAGUAUAUGUUAUGGAGGAAGAGCUUCAGAAAACUGAAGAACGUAGAAGUAGAAGAAUGUCUUCUUUCCGUUCAUGUUGGGAUUUGCCUUCUUGAGCCAUGUGAGUCGUGACUGUCAUUUCAUUCCGUUCAUUGAGAUAGUGAUUAGUGAGUAAAUUUAUUUAACUCAAUUAAAAAGUUAAAUUUAUGGUUCAAGAAGAGUUGGGCCUGCCCUGAGGCCUGAAGUGUGAAGCCCAAAAAUUCCCUUCAUCAGUCAUCGCCCAAAAUUUCUGAUCUUUCUGUCCUGUGUUUCCCCAAUCUCUCCUCGUCGUCUUCUUCUUCUUCCCGUUUAAAUCGGAAGAUUGAGAUCGCAGAUCUAGCUGUAUCCCUCUAAUGGAGAACCGGAAAACGGGCGUAUCGCCGGCGGAGGCAGUCUUACUGGGCGCUCUCGCUCCUGGAGUUAACGCGCCUACAUGGAAUACCCUGAAAUCGGCGUUCGUGUUACUGGGUGUUUGUCUCGCUGUGAUGCUCGGCCUAGCUUUCUCUUCGAGCGACUCGGCUUUGGUGCUUCACGUUGGGUUCCUCGUUCUAAUCACGGCUACGCUCUUCUUUCUUCUAAGCUGGUUUCUCUCUCAGACUGGUCUAGUCUCUAUCGAACACCAAAUGCAAGAUUUGGACCUUGUGCCAAAGGAUGGAAAAGACGAGUAAAGCAAAGCACACUAACAGUUUAGCGCCUUAUGGUGACCGGACUGUUCUCAGUCAGAAUGGACGCUUGUACUCAGGAUUACAUUUUGAUUGAAUCGGAAGAGACGGUUACAAUGAUGGAUUACUGCUACAUUGACGCGGAAAGAACAUAGAAGAAAAGAUGAAGCUGACUGGCAAUGCCUCCCUACUCCCUAGGCGAGGCGGAGUUGCAUCGUCGUGCAGUCAAGUCAAGUCACUCUUCCCUUCCCUUGUUCUCCUUAUUGCCGUGCUUUCUUUUCUUGGCCUUGAGGAAGCAGAAACAUGAACAGCAAGGGAAAUUGAACAGGAGCUUCAUCUCUUGUCCCACGUUCUGCUGGCUGGCUGGCUGGCUCUGAAUUGUUUUGAGGGAAAAGCCGUUAAAAUAGAUGGGUCGAUGCCCAACUGGCGCAAUUCUUUGCUUCUGAUGGAGAAUGAUUGAACACGGUUGAAUACUUGAAUUAAUUACAUUUUGUG